CUCUUUGGGGGUAUAAAAGCGCGCCACUGACCACAGACAGCAUCCAGUCAAAGGUUUGGAAUCGCUUGUGAUUCUACAAUCCUUCCACAGUCUAUUUCGCUCCUUGGCAAGUCCCAACAGACUCCACAAUGAAAGUCUUCAUCUGUUUAGCCGCUCUGCUGGUGGCCUCCGCCUGCGCCAGCAAAACCGAGGGUGAGAAGGUGCCGCUGGAGAAGAAGCUGGACAAGCGCGGUCUGCUCGACCUGGGCUACGGUUACGGCCACGCUGGCCUAGACACCGGCUACCUGGGCCAUGGCUCGAUCUCCGGACACGGCAGCUACGGACAUGGCUACGGACUGACCGGACACUCGGCUCCCGCCGCCAUCGCUGUGGGCCACAGCGGUCCAGCGAUCGCCGUCGGACACACCGCCCCCGCAGUGGCCGUCCACCAUGCCCCCGCCCCCUAUGUGAUCAGCAAGCAGGCCGAUGUCCACAAGACCAUCACCAUCACCAAGGGAAUCCCAGUGCCCGUGCAUGUGGACCGCCCCUAUCCCGUCGUUCAUGAGAAGCGCGUGCCCGUCGAGGUUAAGGUGCCCGUGCCCCAGCCCUACGAGGUCAUCCGUAAGGUUCCCGUGACCGUUAAGGAGUACGUCAAGGUGCCCGUGCCAGUGCCCCAGCCCUACGAGGUGAUCCGUCACGAGAAGGUGCCCGUCCAUGUGCCCGUCGAUCGUCCCGUGCCCGUUGAGGUGCCCCGCCCAUACCCCGUGCCGGUGGCCAAGCCCUAUCCCGUCUACGUGGAGAAGGCCGUCAAUGUCCAGGUGCCCGUCCAUGUGGACCGUCCCUACCCAGUCUACGUGAAGGUGCCCGUCGUCUCGCACUCCGUGGUGAAGCACGCCCCCACCGUGGCCGUCAGCAGCUACCCCGUCAGCGCCAUCGGACACAGCGGCUAUGGACACAGCGCCAUCGGACAUGACGCCUCCGUCUAUGCCGACCAUCAUGGUUACCACAAGUAAGCGAAGAGACGGAAACGGAAACCGGAAGCGGGCUAUUCCAUUGGAGCAUAGAGCGGACUUUCUGGAAAUGAGCCGAAGGAAAUCUAGCAACAUUUUCAAUCAGCCUACCCUUCCCAUCCGAUCAAAAGAAAAACACUUACAACUAAAUAUACCCCCGGGAAGUCCAACUUCCGACCUGCCACUCUCUGUAGCUGUUAAGAACCAAACCCCAAGAUGAAACAAGCAAUGCCUUUUGUAAAUUAUUUCCAAUCCAGCCAUCCAAUGGAAGCCAUUGUGCUUGGCCCAGAACACCCAGGUUUAGGAUAAAUACCAGCUAACCGUUUGUAAAUUUCACCAUUUAUGGACCGUUUAGCUGGCCACGUUUAUCAGUGAAAGGUUUCGGCGCACAAUGAAUUGAAAAUGGAUAGCAACAGAAAUAUCUAUGUGAAAAUCUAUUAAGGACAAAUAAAAUAAAAUGUAUAAAAUAAA
Molecule: messenger RNA, 1460 nt
Organism: Drosophila takahashii
Lineage: Eukaryota; Metazoa; Arthropoda; Insecta; Diptera; Drosophilidae
Gene: Vajk3
Product: Vajk3
Source: RefSeq, a predicted model, not a curated record